AUGGCGGCGCCCCCCAAGGACGCGUCUGGUCAGCGCGAGAAAUCGCAGGGCACCGAGAGGGCUUCUUUGCUCUCCUCCGGCCAACAGAGACCCAAAUCGAACGACGAUUCCUUACUACCCACUCAUAACGAAAAACCUCCCCAUUGGAGCCAUGGUCUGUUCCGCAUCAAUACUGCCGGCGAAAGCGGCCGACGGGGUUUGAAUCCUCUCCGUCUAUUCCAAAUUUGCUUCAAGAGUACUUGUACUCUGUCGAUGCUCGUCAACGUGCUCUGGCCGUUUGUGCCCGCCGCGAUCGCGUUACAUUUCGCUCGUCCCGACCUGCACGUGUGGAUUUUCGCCCUGAAUUAUAUUGCGAUGGUCCCCUCGGCGAACUUGUUAGGCUUCGCUGGCGGGGAACUUGCCAAGAAGUUGCCCAAGGUGUUCGGUGUCUUGUUGGAGACCACCUUGAGCUCGGUCGUCGAGAUUAUCCUCUUCAUGGUGCUGCUGCACAGAGACAAUAACAGUAACAUGAUUCCUGUCAUUCAAGCCGCCAUCCUGGGAUCGGUCCUGGCCAACUUGCUGCUCUGCCUGGGCUUGUGUUUCUUUGUCGGAGGGCUGAAGAGAGAGUCGCAGUCGUUCCAUGAGGCCGUGAGCGAGGUGGGCACCGGGCUGUUGCUGGUAGCCGGGUUUGGCCUCUUGAUUCCAAGUGCUUUCAACUCCACCCUGCAGAAUGAUUCCAAGAUCACCGCGGAGGCUCUGACCCAAUCCACGUUGGUCAUUAGCCGGGCGACCGCCGUCGUUCUGCUAUUUGCGUUCCUCAUGUACCUCUUCUACAACCUCCACAGUCAUCACAGCAUCUUCGACGAGGUCCUCGAGGUCGACGAGCACAUGGAUGAAGACCGCGAUGAGGAGCUCCGGCGGACGAAGCUCACGAUGACCGAAUGUCUGAUCGCGAUCGCAAUCGCGCUCACCUUUGUCUGUAUGUCGGCGGUGUUCCUGGUCCAGGAAAUCGAGCACAUCGUGCACGAGCGGCACGUGUCGGACAACUUCAUGGGUCUGAUUCUGGUUCCCGUCGUGGAGAAGGCGGCGGAGCAUCUGACUGCGAUCGACGAAGCCUGGGAUAACCAGAUCAACUUCGCCCUCUUCCACUGCCUGGGUCCGUCCAUUCAGACUGCGCUGUUGAAUGCGCCCCUCGCGGUCAUUGUGGGAUGGGGUUUGGACAAGCCGUUGGGCCUCAACUUUGAGAUUUUCAUGAUUGUCCUCCUGGUGCUGUCCAUCCUGGUUGUGGGCAACUUCCUGCGCGAUGGGAAGUCCAACUACCUCGAAGGAGGCCUGUGUGUCUUGAUUUAUAUCAUCAUUGCCGUCAGCACUUGGUAUUAUCCCGCUGUUGAAGCGGCGGGAGCUGAAGGAGCGGCGGCUUCUGAACACGCAUAG
Messenger RNA from Aspergillus terreus NIH2624, 1413 nucleotides. Its product is annotated as hydrogen/calcium exchanger domain-containing protein. Gene Ontology annotation, cellular component: fungal-type vacuole membrane. Bases 1 to 1413 code for a protein of 470 amino acids. Gene Ontology annotation, molecular function: calcium:proton antiporter activity. The record is from RefSeq and is a predicted model, not a curated record. Gene Ontology annotation, biological process: calcium ion transmembrane transport; intracellular calcium ion homeostasis. Lineage: Eukaryota; Fungi; Ascomycota; Eurotiomycetes; Eurotiales; Aspergillaceae. The transcript has 2 exons.